Molecule: messenger RNA, 1378 nt
Organism: Hypanus sabinus (Atlantic stingray)
Lineage: Eukaryota; Metazoa; Chordata; Chondrichthyes; Myliobatiformes; Dasyatidae
Product: sterile alpha motif domain-containing protein 10-like
Exons: 5
Coding region: 123-647 (174 amino acids)
Biological process (GO): cell surface receptor protein tyrosine kinase signaling pathway
Cellular component (GO): cytoplasmic side of plasma membrane
Molecular function (GO): protein binding
Source: RefSeq, a predicted model, not a curated record
GGGAGAGAGUGCAUGAGCUGAAAACAUCCUGUUACUGUCCGGCAGCAUCCAGUGAUUCUGCAGCCGACACAUCGAGCGCCCGAUCAGGAUGGCAACCUUAUAGACUGGCAUCAUUCAGCGCAAUGGCUGUGGACGCAGCUUCCCAUUUCAGCUUUUGUCGAAAUGCCCUGGAUCAAAGUGUGUCAAAUGAUGAUUUAAACUGUGGCUUGCAAGAUGAUACCGAUAACCCUGCAUGGAAUGAUGGGGGAGGUCAACAGACAUCUGGAAGCAGCAACAUAAAACUCUUACAGCAGCCAGGAACUGAACAGUUUCAGAUCGGAUCCAGUGAUGGGUAUUAUAGUUUUCACACGAGUCCGACAUUCACAAGACAUGCCAAGCCUGUAGUACUCUGGACCCAGCAGGAUGUUUGUAAAUGGUUAAAGAAACAUUGCCCCCACAAUUAUCUGACCUACGUGGAAGCUUUCUCUCAUCAUGCAAUAACAGGUCGGGCACUACUGAGGCUAAACGGUGAAAAGCUGGAACGGAUGGGAAUAGUGCAGGAAGGUCAAAGGCAAGAGGUACUUCAGCAGGUUCUACAGCUGCAGGUACGAGAGGAAGUGAGAAACCUACAACUACUUAGACAAGCCUCAUUUGACAAAUGUUCGUAGCUGAUGCUUCCUUGCUGUGAAAGAGUGGAUCUUCAAUACCACGGGAUAAUGCAAGGAGUAGAUUUGAAACUGUGGAGAAUCAUGUGGUGAACUAAUGUGAUCAUUCUGGAACAGGGGAAAUCCAGUCCAAGCUGAUUUGCAAAAAUUAAUGAUUAUUUACUUAUCUUGUUUUAAGGCAAAGAAAAGCAACACUGACAUUUUCUUUUCUAGUUUUGUAAAUUAAAUACAAAUAUCCAGUCAACUGUUAGCGGUGAUUGAAAGGUGCUACAAUUCACUAUUUUCUCUGUUACAUUUGACAUCCACCCUGUUAAUAGUUUUUCGUAACAUUAGGUAGGGAAUUCACUUCUUUGGCAUGACAGUAAAAUGAAACUGCUUUGGAAAUGUAUAAUUCGGGCCUAUGGAGCUUCUCUGGGGCUCCUGUUAAUCUACAAAAUUAUCUUAGGAUAUUUCAAUAUUACCACAGCUGAUUUAACUGUUUGUAACAAAAUAUUAACCAGUGAGAAGAAUGCCUCAUGGAAGUUCUGGAAUAUUUUAAAAUAAAAUUAUCAUUUUACUAUGCCAGUGCCUGGCUCCUUAAGAUAAAACCAAAUUAAAAACUGGCAUUGGGUUAGCUGUAACAAAGUGGUUAUCCGAAAACAAAUUCAAGAAAGAGCAUAAAGUGAAUAUGGCCAAUUCUAGUCACUUCAUCUCAAUGGGAAAAAAAGGUUUUUAGUAAGCAUCAUUAAAUUGAA